AUGGAAGGAUCCAGUUUUGGGAUAGACACGAUAUUGUCCAAUGCUGGUUCUGGCAGCCCUGGCCUGUUGAAUGGAGACUUUAGCCGGGAUGGCAGAGAUUUUAGGAACCAGGGUCCUCUCUCUCCUGGUUCGGAAAUAGACACUGUUGGGAGUUCUCCUUCAUCUCCUAUUUCAGUUACAAUGGAGGCGGCAGAUCAGCACCGGCUGGUGGACAGCGCACACCUCCAUCACCUCCACCACAGUCACCAGCAGGCACCCCCACAGCAGCAGCAGUCACCCCCACAGCAGGCAGCUCAGCUGGCCACUGCCCCCAGGACUUCCACCUCUUCCUUCUUAAUUAAAGACAUUUUGGGAGACAGCAAACCCCUAGCUGCCUGUGCCCCUUACAGCACCAGUGUGUCCUCCCCUCAUCAUACUCCCAAGCAUGAGGGCAAUGUGGCUUCAGAAAGUUUUCGACCCAAACUAGAACAUGAGAUGCAAGAUGGCAAGAGCAAAGGAGAAAAACUACGAGAUGACCUGCAUUCAGAUAUGAAAGGGCAUGGUACAAAGGAAGAAGGAGACAGAGAAAUUUCAAGCAGCCGGGACAGUCCUCCUGUCAGAUCCAAGAAGCCCAGGAAGGCGAGGACGGCCUUUUCAGAUCACCAGCUCAAUCAGCUAGAGAGGAGCUUCGAGAGGCAGAAGUAUCUGAGUGUACAAGACCGAAUGGACCUGGCAGCAGCACUGAACCUCACAGACACCCAAGUCAAGACCUGGUACCAGAACCGAAGGACAAAGUGGAAGAGGCAGACAGCAGUGGGUCUGGAGCUCCUGGCUGAGGCUGGCAAUUACUCUGCUCUUCAGAGGAUGUUCCCUUCUCCUUAUUUCUAUCACCCAAGCCUACUGAGCAGUAUGGACAGCACCACAGCAGCCGCAGCAGCUGCAGCCAUGUACAGCAGCAUGUACAGGACUCCCCCUGCCCCCCACCCUCAGUUACAGAGACCCUUAGUCCCCAGGGUUCUCAUCCAUGGCCUAGGUCCUGGGGGGCAACCAGCUCUUAACCCUUUGGGUAACCCCAUCCCAGGCACCCCCCACAAUCGGUGA
This is a messenger RNA of Bufo bufo (common toad), 1080 nucleotides long. RefSeq names its product BarH like homeobox 2 (gene BARHL2). The record is from RefSeq and is a predicted model, not a curated record. Gene Ontology annotation, biological process: regulation of transcription by RNA polymerase II. Gene Ontology annotation, molecular function: RNA polymerase II transcription regulatory region sequence-specific DNA binding; DNA-binding transcription factor activity, RNA polymerase II-specific. Lineage: Eukaryota; Metazoa; Chordata; Amphibia; Anura; Bufonidae. Gene Ontology annotation, cellular component: nucleus. Bases 1 to 1080 code for a protein of 359 amino acids. The transcript has 3 exons.